Lemur catta (Ring-tailed lemur) is the source of this 2485-nucleotide messenger RNA. RefSeq names its product signal recognition particle 68 (gene SRP68). Gene Ontology annotation, biological process: SRP-dependent cotranslational protein targeting to membrane. Bases 28 to 1887 code for a protein of 619 amino acids. NCBI's taxonomy places the organism in Eukaryota, Metazoa, Chordata, Mammalia, Primates, Lemuridae. The record is from RefSeq and is a predicted model, not a curated record. Gene Ontology annotation, molecular function: signal recognition particle binding; 7S RNA binding; endoplasmic reticulum signal sequence receptor activity. The transcript has 16 exons. Gene Ontology annotation, cellular component: signal recognition particle, endoplasmic reticulum targeting.
CGUCCUGCUCUGCGGCGCAGGGGUAAGAUGGCUGCUGAGAAGCAGGUCCCUGGCGGCGGCGGCGGCGGCGGCAGCAGCGGCGGUAGCGGCGGUGGGCGCGGUGCCGGAGGAGAGGAAAAUAAAGAAAACGAACGCCCCUCAGCUGGCUCGAAGGCAAACAAAGAAUUUGGGGAUAGCCUGAGUUUGGAGAUUCUUCAGAUUAUUAAGGAAUCCCAGCAGCAGCAUGGUUUACGGCAUGGAGAUUUUCAGAGGUACAGGGGCUACUGUUCUCGUAGACAAAGACGUCUCCGAAAAACACUCAACUUCAAGAUGGGGAACAGACACAAAUUCACAGGAAAAAAAGUGACUGAAGAUCUUCUGACUGAUAAUAGAUAUUUGCUUCUGGUUCUGAUGGAUGCCGAAAGAGCCUGGAGCUAUGCCAUGCAGCUCAAACAGGAAGCCAACACCGAACCCCGAAAACGGUUUCACUUGUUAUCUCGCCUACGCAAAGCCGUGAAGCACGCAGAAGAACUGGAACGCUUGUGUGAGAGCAAUCGCGUGGACGCCAAGACCAAGUUAGAGGCUCAGGCUUACACGGCUUACCUCUCAGGAAUGCUGCGUUUUGAACAUCAGGAGUGGAAAGCUGCCAUUGAGGCUUUUAACAAAUGCAAAACUAUCUACGAGAAGCUAGCCAGUGCUUUCACAGAGGAGCAGGCUAUAUUGUAUAACCAACGUGUGGAAGAGAUCUCACCCAACAUCCGCUACUGUGCAUAUAAUAUUGGGGACCAGUCAGCUAUCAAUGAACUUAUGCAGAUGAGACUGAGGUCUGGGGGCACUGAAGGUCUCCUUGCUGAGAAAUUGGAGGCGUUGAUCACUCAGACUCGAGCCAAACAGGCAGCUACCAUGAGUGAAGUGGAAUGGAGAGGGAGAACAGUUCCAGUGAAGAUCGACAAAGUGAGGAUCUUUUUACUGGGAUUGGCUGAUAAUGAAGCAGCCAUUGCCCAGGCUGAAAGCGAAGAAACCAAGGAGCGUCUGUUUGAGUCCAUGCUCAGCGAGUGUCGGGACGCCAUCCAGGCUGUUCGGGAAGACCUCAAGCCAGACCAGAAACAGAGAGAUUACACCCUUGAAGGGGAGUCAGGAAAGGUGUCUAAUCUUCAAUACCUGCACAGCUAUCUGACUUACAUCAAGCUGUCGACAGCGAUCAAGCGCAAUGAGAACAUGGCCAAAGGUCUGCAGAAAGCCCUGCUGCAGCAGCAGCCAGAAGAUGACAGCAAGCGCUCCCCCCGGCCCCAGGACCUGAUCCGGCUCUAUGACAUCAUUCUACAGAAUUUGGUGGAAUUGCUCCAGCUUCCUGGCUUAGAGGAGGACAAAGCCUUCCAGAAGGAGAUAGGCCUCAAGACGCUGGUGUACAAGGCUUACAGGUGUUUUUUCAUUGCUCAGUCCUACGUGUUGGUGAAGAAGUGGAGUGAAGCCCUUAUCCUAUAUGAUAGAGUCCUGAAAUAUGCAAAUGAAGUAAAUUCCGAUGCUGGAGCCUUCAAGAACAGCCUAAAGGACCUGCCUGACGUGCAAGAGCUCAUCACUCAAGUGCGGUCAGAGAAGUGCUCCCUGCAGGCCGCUGCCAUUCUCGAUGCCAAUGACUCCCAUCAAACAGAGACUUCCUCCCAAGUCAAGGACAAUAAGCCUCUGGUUGAACGGUUUGAGACAUUCUGCCUGGACCCUUCCCUCGUCACCAAACAAGCCAACCUUGUGCACUUCCCACCAGGCUUCCAGCCCAUCCCUUGCAAGCCUCUGUUCUUUGACCUGGCCCUCAACCACGUGGCUUUCCCACCCCUUGAGGACAAGUUAGAGCAGAAGACCAAGAGUGGCCUCACUGGAUACAUCAAGGGCAUCUUUGGAUUCAGGAGCUAACCAGGCCCUUCCUCGGGGGCAGGGGGAGAUCCAGCUCUUAAUCUGUAUUUUGAGAAAAUCCCAGCAAGUUCCAUGACAUUAAAUCCAGGUCUGCAGUGGUCCAGGGUGGGAGUUUAACAUCUUCAGCCCUGCGUUCCUAUGUCUCGCGUGUGUGUGUGCGCGCUUACAUUCUUAACCGGUGUAUUAGGAGGGCACCCUGUCGUCUUCUGGUAGGUGUGUUCAGGGUCGUUCUGUCUCCUGCACCUCCUGUGAGAGGGGCCGCUGUGAGCCAUGACUGAUUCCCGUCGGUUAGUAAUGCAUUCAGGAGUCCACACCAGGCAUGGAUGGGGCCUCGCAACGUUGUGUCAAGUUUCCUCAGUACCAUGGAUUUGAAGGGAACUCAUCUUUGCUGUGAGCAUCCAGAAUCCCUUGAACAGUUUGUCUAUGACUGAAACAUUGGCAACGUCACCCCCAGAAUUACAGUCAGCCUGGAUUCCCCUUCACCUCCAAGCAAAUGCUAAGAAGUUUCAGAACAAGCAGAGAGCUCUAUUUUUAGAAGAAAUAUGUUACGCUCAGAAAUGAUGAAACCAAAUCUUAUAUUAAAGGCAAAGAUGGUGGA